UUAUAAUGUGACACACAGAGGAAACUGAAGUCUGGCGCUACGUCUAAGUUAGCCGCUUGUUGAAGCUGCAAAACGGUUGCGUUCGCGUAUAACAGAGAAAUAUUUGAGCUGUCAACGUAACGAUGUGUUCCGUUGAGUAUUUGCGAGAGUUUGUUAGCGAGAGACUAACGGCUGCUGCUGAAGAGAUAUUCGGAGUCUUUGUUAAAACGAUGGUCCAGAAUGAGGCCGAGAUCAAUCAGCGCAGACUGCAGGAUAUCACUGUGAAGUUCCCCAAAAUAAAGUUACACAGAAUCGACCUCCCACAACUUGUCAUUAAUAAUAAAGAGGAGGUUCUUAUAGAGCAGCAGCAGCACUGUAACCAGGAGAGGAACUCCAGAUUGGUCCAGGAGGAAGCAGCGCCUCUACUGAUAAAAGAGGAGCAAGGGGAAGACUGUUCCAUGGACACCAAAGACCAGCAAGGAACUCAACACAUAGAAAUGGAAUCGACCACCAAUGAGGAGCUGAAGCCAAAGAAGAAAUGUCACAGAACCAAAAAUUACAAUGUGGACGUCUCUCCCAUGUCAGGGAGUCACUGUAACAUGGACACAGACCAGCUCCAGCAAUAUGUCUGCAAGGAGGAGGUUCUCGAGGACUUGUACCUCUUUAACCUGGAGAACUCUGGUCUGGAUCAGCAGGACGUUGGAUCGGCUCAGAUUAAAGAGGAAUGGACGGAACUUUGCACAAGUCAGGAGAGACAGGAGCUUGUAAUUGACCAGGAAACCAAUCCGUUAACAGUAACUUGUAUUUAUGAGGAACAAAACUACUGCCAGCCGAAACCAACCAGUCACCUGCUCCUCUCUCACAACUCUCUACAUCAAAAAAGAACGUCCACAGAUGAGAAACCAUAUUCUUGCAACACUUGUGGGAAAAGAUUUAAAUAUGCAUCAAAGCUAAAAAUACACACGAGCAUUCACACAGGUGAGAAGCCAUUCUCGUGUGACGCAUGUGGGAAAAAAUUCAGGAGAAAGGAUAACUUGUUGGUCCAUAUAAGAACUCACACCGGUGAAAAGCCAUAUUCCUGCAGUAUUUGUGGGAAAGCAUUUAGAGACAGCUCAAAUCUGAUAUAUCACAUUAGAUUUCACACAGGUGAGAAGCGAUACUCGUGUGAAACAUGUGGGAAAAGAUUUUAUCAUAAAGGCAAUUUAACCGUGCACAUGGCGACGCACACAGGUAUAAAACCUUACCACUGCAAGAUUUGUGGAAAAAGAUUUGCUUGCUUAGCAAACUUGAAAAUUCAUGCAAGGACUCACACAGGUGAGAAGCCAUAUUCUUGUGCAACAUGUGGCAAAACUUUUAGUCAGAGUACAAAUCUGAAAUUCCACACAAAAAUCCACACAGGUGAGAAGCCAUAUUCUUGUAAAACAUGUGGGAAAAGUUUCAUUCAAAUGAGGGAUUUGACCGUGCACAUAAGGACCCACACAGGUGAGAAGCCCUAUUCCUGUGUAACCUGUGGUAAGAGCUUCAGUCAGAACAGUCAUUUGAAUGUCCACAUGAGAACUCACACAGGUGAAAGGCCAUUUUCUUGCAAAACUUGUGGUAAGACUUUCAGUCAAAAUAGUCAUUUGACUGUCCACAUGGGGUCUCACACCACUGAGAGUUCUUGCAAAACAUUUGCAAGAACUUUUAGUCAAAAUGAGAACUCACACAGCUGAGAGGCAGCACCUUUGCAAAUCUAGCAAAGGUUUCAGUUCCAUGUCAGCAGUUAGCAAAGAACCACAUUAAAGUGGAUCUCUAUACACUGUUAGCUUCUUUACUUGAAUCUAUGAAACAUGCCAAUGACAGCAGAGUUUGACAGACAUAAAAGAGUAUUUUGCAUCAGCAAGGAGCUAUUAGCUGAAAAUGUAGCAUAGUGUGCAGUGUGUCCUUAAAUAACUUGAAACUACUCAAGAAAGUAUCGCAGUAAUAGGGUGACUGCCAUUCUUAGAAAGGAAAACCUCAAGGAUGCUAAAUUACACAAGAAUUAGACUGAAAAUCAGCAGCACCAGGGCAUUUGGGGUGAGACUCCAAAUUUUGGGUCAAAAGUCAUCCAUACAUACAGGAGAGGGGUACAAAAGCCAGUUUAAACAGCCGUAUGUAAAACAUGGUGGAGGCUCUGUGAUGAUUUGGAGCUGCAAUUCAGGCAGUGGUGUAAAGGAUCCUGUCAAAGUGGGAUCAUCUUAUAAACCUUUUAAAACAUGGCUCCAGUGCAUAUAUGCAUAUACACUGGAGCCAUUGUAUGUAAAUAUGUAUAUACAUAUGUAUAUACCAAUAUCAUGUAGGUCAUAGUCUGAGUUGUCACUGUGUUUAAAUUUGUCUUCAAACACUGAAAAUGGUGUGAAUCUUGGAAACAUUUAUCUGUUGAAAAUCUUUUGUUUCUGUUUUUUGUGAGUUCUGAACAUUUUUGUCCCACCUUGUUCCAGACUUUCAGUUUUGACACAAAUCAAAUUUUAAUGUUAUCAUUAAAACUUGAUUUGUGUCAAAACUGCCUUUUAAACUAACUUCCUUUUGUCAACGAGGUUUCGUUAAGUUCUGUAUGGUCAACGUACACUGAUACUAAUGCAAACGGAAAACAUAACAUUCACAGGGGUCCAAUAAAAAUAAACACUAUGUAGGAAAAUCAAACAAACGGAUUUGUAAUAAAUCAUCCUGAAAUAAACCCCAUAUGUGUGACGGUGUUUGUGCAAAGUUUCUGUGGCGUGAUUAAGGCACGGCAGGACCACAGAUUGUAAUUAUGAGCUAUUUAUUUACAUCACAUCACACCACAACAACCCUCUCAACCCUGCGUCCCCGUGAUUUAACACCGUGGGCGUGAUCUGCAGAUGCCAUGCAUCGCAGACCACGCCUCACUACAGUUUCGUUCAGAUUGGCCCAGCCGUUAAGGAGGAGAUGGGGUACGUACAGAUGUGUACGUGCAUACGUUGUGAUUAUUAUAGUAAGAAGAUGGUAGUAAUCAGGGCUGGCUCUACGCUGGGGCAAUAGGGGGCAACAGCCCCUUAAACAAACAUCCUGCCCCCUUAAGUCAAACUUUUAGAAGUUGAAGGAAAAUAACAGAUUACCCACAAACUGAAUAUGGACAAGAUUUACUACAUGUACUACAGUAGCUCUCGUUCGCUCUUUCCCUCCCUGCUCUGUGUGCAGGCUCACACAGCACUCAGCAGAGAUCCCACCCCCCAGCUAAACAUCCAAUCACUGUCAGUAUGCAAAUGAGCCGGUGUCGAGUUUCUCAGUGUGCAGGGCAGAGCAAAAUGAAGCAGCAAACCAAUGUCGUCCAAAUCACAGCGACUCGUGAGAUAAUAAAAAAAUACAUCUAUAUUUGUACAGUCAGUGACUGUUGUUUCAGUACACAAGUGUUUCUCUCUGUGAGCCUGUCUGCUGCACCCACUGGAGGACCUGUGUCUGUCAGACCCCGACACAAAGCGUGAUAGGUCCUAGACCCCUGUCGUCGCACCAUGUUACACAAAAGAAAGAGGAAUUUGGUGGUCUUGGCCCAUGACAAGUCCAUAACAUAUAACUUGGAUAUGGAUGAAUCUGUGAGGGAAGCAGGAAGCUGCUGUUGUAGAGUGGAGGCGUUCAGUUACAAACAGAGUUCAGUUCCUUCCAAAACACACAAGCUUAAAACAAGAAGGAAAAAACUCAAAUGUUCUGUUUUGUUCUACAAAUUAGUUUGAGAAUUUUAGGACAUGGGAGACAUGGUGAAUUGAAAUUUUAUUUAAUCUUAUUUUAUUCUUACUUUGACCCUAAAAGCUAGACCAGCGGAAGCUUCGCCUUCAGGUGGGACACGCAAGUUGGUCCGGUCUUAGGGUAGAGGCCUCACAAAGUGCAAUCCAAUAACUUGACAAAAACAGUUAUCCAGAGCAUCUCACCCCUUUCUGACCUCUGUUGCCACUGUGUGCCUCCUUUACAUUUCUUUCUGCACCCUCAUAUAUCAGGGUUCGUACGGGUGCUUGAAAUCCUUGAAAAUGCUUUAAUUCUAAUGUCGUCUUUUCAAGGUUUGAAAAAUGCUUGAAUUUCAGAU
This is a messenger RNA of Oreochromis aureus, 4033 nucleotides long. Its product is annotated as zinc finger protein OZF-like. Lineage: Eukaryota; Metazoa; Chordata; Actinopteri; Cichliformes; Cichlidae. The record is from RefSeq and is a predicted model, not a curated record. Gene Ontology annotation, molecular function: DNA-binding transcription factor activity; RNA polymerase II cis-regulatory region sequence-specific DNA binding. Bases 123 to 1691 code for a protein of 522 amino acids. The transcript has 4 exons. Gene Ontology annotation, biological process: regulation of transcription by RNA polymerase II.